AUGAAGAGGGUCCAGAGCUCCCCCAAUCUAGCCACAGCGAAUGAUUCUCACUCUUCAGAUUUGGAUUCUUGGCGCUCCAGCAGUGUCACAGAUGGCCUUAGAAAUGGAGACUCAAGCACCUCCUCUCUUGCUGCCAAAGGCUUCCGCAGUGUCAGGCCCAAUCUACAGGACAAAAAUUCACCCUCACAGGGCCCUCCCUCUCCAGACUCCAGUGCACACCACUCCCCCUACCGCUUCCACAGCUAUGAAUCCCUGGACUACCUGUCUGGCAUCUUGCCCAAGGGCCUGUCCCCCACCCCAUAUGUCCCUAGUGGGGGCAGCAGUAUUGUAGAGAUUGUGAGCGGGCCGAGCCUUAGCACCGCUGGCAGUUCCAGCAUCAGUGGCUUUGUAUCCCCCUCCACCUCACCAGUGACAGUGUCCGCGUUGAGCCACUACUCCACCUCUACGGCCGGUCUGCUAGACGAACUGCAGAUUUGUAGUUUGGACUCCCCUGGUGCCUCUCCCACUCCAUCGCCCACCCUGAGCCUCGCCUCCGCCUAUACCUUCACUGGGCCUGACGACGCUCUAACUGCCCCUGUGGCCUCCACCGCUGCUGCCACUGCUGUCACUAAUGGCCAGGUUCUAUCCCAUGCCAUGAACGGCAGCACUGAUCCUCCACAGCGGCCCCUCUCUCCGUUGUCGUACCCCCCUCCUCCAAAGUCUCUUCACAAAGGCAUCCACAGGCAGAGCCGGAGCACAGAAGGGAUUGAAUCUGUGUCUCGAGAAUCCAUAGUCAGCGGUUACACGAGCGUCACCGUGCCCAUUGCCCGCUUCUCAGAAGAAGAAAAGAAAGUAUCAGUCAUUAAAGCCCCUCAUUAUGAAGGCAUUGGACCUGUGGAUGAUACUGGAAUUCCCAUUGCAAUUCGCACAACCGUGGACAGGCCAAAAGAAUGGUACAAAACAAUGUUCAAACAGAUCCACAAAGUUCACAAAGCAGAUGAUGACUAUUCUGAUACAUAUAAUGCGUCAUAUGCAGUUAUAAACAAUGAUGACUACAGUCUAUCCUCAAAUGUCACUUUGGCCCAUCCUCCACCUCAGACUCACACAUACAGACCACUGGCCAAAAGCCCAUCUGAUGACGGCCGCCAUCCAGAGCCCAGGCCUUCACCUGUCCCUCCGCCUCCCCCCGCGGUGCCCUCCAUCCUGCAGCUACGAGCCCGUGACAGUGACCGGGGCAAGGAGAUGUCUGAUAUAAGGAAUGAAUGGGGCCCGCCUGACAGGAAGGUAGACACAAGAAAAUAUCGUGCAGAGCCGAAGAGUAUAUUUGAAUAUGAGCCGGGGAAGUCUUCCAUUUUAGAUCAAGAAAGACCGACGUAUGAUGACAUAGAUUUAGAGAACGAGCCUUGGUAUAAGUUCUUUUCUGAGCUGGAGUUUGGGCGGCCGCCUCCUAAAAAACGACUGGAUUAUAAUCCAGACAUCUCUGCUCGCCAGCGCAUUGAGGCAUCGCUACACAUCCCUUCGUCCGAAAAACCUCUGGAGAGACCGGCAAGUGCGGCCAGUGACUACAGGAAAAGACGAAAGUCGGAGCCCUCAAAUGCUCAUGCUAAUCCAUAUCAGAGCGGAUCUGUGACAUCUGCUAAACCCAUAGAACUUUCCAGACCAAGCAGCAGCUUGAAGAAACCUGUGGUUCGCUCUUCUCCGUCUUCACCCUCCAAAGCCAAAGACCAUGAUGUCUCCAGGAGUUACUCCACUUUGGAUGGGCGGCACACCCCUCAGAGCAGAAGACCCACACCCGACAGAGAGAAACAGCCCGCGAGAGCCAUUUUUGAUUUUAAGGCACAAACAGCCAAGGAGCUGACAUUUAAGAAGGGCGACACAGUGAACGUUAUCAGACAAAUAGACACCAACUGGUUCGAGGGGGAGCACCGUGGACGUAUUGGAAUAUUCCCCAUUUCUUAUGUUGAGAAGAUGCCAUCACAGGAAAAACAUCAGCCCAUGAGACCUCCUCCGCCUGCACACGUCAGAGAGAUCGGAGAAGCCUUCGCCCGCUACAACUUCAAUGCUGAUACAAAUGUGGAGCUUUCGCUAAGGAAGGGAGAGCGAGUAAUUGUGGUUCGUCAAGUCGAUCAGAACUGGUACGAAGGCAAAAUCCCAGGCACUACAAAACAGGGCAUCUUUCCUGUAUCAUAUGUAGACCUGGUCAAACGCUCUCCCUCAAAAAGUUCGACCCACCACCCUGACCCACAUGUGUAUCCGGGCAGCCGGACGGCCAGCUCCACUCCCACCAAGCCAUUCUACCACUUCCCUCCUCCCCCCUGGGCGCACGUGCAGCCCUCUCCUCAGCCUGCCCCAAGAGCACCCGUGCUGCAGGCCAUCACUGACGAGUGGCUGUCCCUCACUCUGGACCCCAGUGGGCAUUCCCUCUGCUCUACGCCUGCCCCUCCAACCCCUCCCCCUCUGCCCCCCGACUUCACUCCAAGACCCCCGAGAGCCACCGCACCCUUGCCGGCUUUCUCGUCGUAUCGAGACUUCACCUCCCCCCCGCCAACUCUGAGCAGAACACCAAUCACAGCAACACGCUAUACUCCCUUUUCUCCCCCACCCUCCCCUCACCAUCUCACCUACACCCCCCCUGUUUCCACCCCCACACGCCCAUGUAGUCACAACCACACUUCUCAAAAUACAGGAAGUCCAAGUCAACCAAGAACACACACCGCUGAAGUUGUAAAAACAAGUCCAGUUCCACAGAGGCAAAACAUUUCCAGAGACGAUACACCUGUGAUUGUAAAAGCACAAAUAAAAGAACCGUUAGACAUUAAAAUGGAAGUCUGUGAAAUGAAGCUUCAAGUCAAAGACCCUUACGAUGACCUGCUCUCCAUGAUCUUACGCGGGUCAAAUUGCUCUGAGGAUGUUGGCGACUUGACGUCUCCAAACCCGCAGGCCCAGAGUGGGUUCACAUCCCCGCGCUCAAAAGAGGUGCGCCCAGGUAGUGGGCUGUCUGGUAGGAUCUGUUUGGAGCUCCACUCGCCUGUGACAGUCGAGCCCCUGUCGCCUCUGUGGGACAGACAUGCAGACGUGUCCCCAGUCCAGUCGCACAGCCCAUCAUCCCCAGGGGAAAGGGUCCUCACAGAGUUGUUCAUAGAGGAAGAGGAGGAGGAGGAGGAGGAGGAGGAGCUUAGAGGGUUCAAUCAGAGACUUAGUCCACAGGCAGAUGUCCGCGUCCGCGCCCCCUCCCCAAUUUCACCACUCCCUCACCCACUCAGGAGAGGCCCUACUUCCCGUUCCCCUGUGUGCUCUCCUCCACUGUCGCCUCAGACGUUCUCACUAAGCCCCUCCCCUCCGACCUCCCCACGGCCGCCCAGCUUGCCCCUGCUCUCCCUGUCCCCCCUGCCCAUGCUGUCCCCGUGCCUCUUUCCCUCUCCCCCUGUGUCCCCGCCCCUGCAGCGCUCAUCAUCCCAGCUGCCCCCCUCGCCCUGUCACUUCUGUCCAGUGCAGGCUUGUUCUGUGACUGGAUCACCUGCCCCCAUGCAUGCGCCAUCCCCACCCCUGCCCCCCUCUUCUCCCCGCUGUCCUCCCACUCCCCCCACAGCGCCUCACGUGGGCCGUAGGUCUCCCAUGGUCAAGGAUGUACUGAUUGGUGGUAAACCCCCUCGUAGUCCCAUCUUGUCCCGGAGGUCCUACAUGUCUUCUGGUAGAGGUCGGAGGCGCCUGGUGCAAGAUGCGCUCCAUGGAGGAGGCGACCCGUUCCAGGCCCUGUACAACUACCUGCCCCGCAACGAGGAUGAGCUGGAGCUGCGAGAGGGAGACAUCGUGGACGUGAUGGAGAAGUGUGACGAUGGAUGGUUUGUAGGGACAUCCCGAAGGAGCAAGUUGUUUGGAACCUUCCCAGGGAACUACGUCAAGCAGCUAUAA
Knipowitschia caucasica is the source of this 3891-nucleotide messenger RNA. The record is from the annotation of a GenBank genome assembly. Lineage: Eukaryota; Metazoa; Chordata; Actinopteri; Gobiiformes; Gobiidae.